This is a messenger RNA of Leptidea sinapis, 2102 nucleotides long. RefSeq names its product suppressor of lurcher protein 1-like. The record is from RefSeq and is a predicted model, not a curated record. The transcript has 15 exons. NCBI's taxonomy places the organism in Eukaryota, Metazoa, Arthropoda, Insecta, Lepidoptera, Pieridae. The coding region runs from base 189 to 2042 and encodes 617 amino acids.
GUUGCGUCCGGACGUAGCGGAGCGUAGCGCAGCGUAGUACAUCACACACGUAGACUGUUACUUUUUUGACGUAGUAAAUAACGUAGCGAUAAAAAUAUGUAAUAUUACUGUAACUGUAAUAUGGCUUUGUGAUUAUUUUUUAAAUUUUUUGUGAUAAAAUGUGAUUUUUUGCGUCUUUAAUUGGAUAUAUGAAUAAUAUGCAGCCGUCAGCCGCACUCAUCCUCCUCAUACAGUUAUCUCUUCACACCGUUGAUGAAGGAUCCGCAAUAAAUCCAAGCUGCUCGUGCAUCCGUUUCUCAUCCUUGCUGGAGAAGCCCCGCGGCACCGUCAGCAGCCCGGACUACCCUCGCCCCUACCCUCGCCCCCUCUGUCUGCUGUAUACCUUCAUCGCUCAGCCUCACCAGAUCGUCGAGCUGGUCUUCACGGACUUCAACAUCUACAGGGAGCAUCUUGAUUGUACCGGUGGAGAUUAUGUGAAGGUGUAUUCUGAAGUAGUGGCGGGUCCCGGACCUCCCGCUGUUAAUGACAACUCUAAAUACUCCCGAGUGCUGUGUGGGAACAGAAAUGACAUUCCACCAGCAAUAUAUUCACAUGGUUCAGCGCUCAUUUUGGAACUGAGUAGCGGGGAAAAAUCAUCAAACGCCACAGGAUUUAUUGGAACUUUUAAAUUCAUUGAUAGAAGUGACUUCGAAAUGGACGGAACAAGGGUGCCACAUUCGCGAUGCGAUUUUGUUUUUAGUUCCCAUUCGAGUAAACCUCGAGAAGGAAAGUUUUAUAGUCCUAAUUACCCUUCGAGUUAUCCAGAACACUCAAGGUGUUACUAUCAUUUCAAUGCAAGGAAACAUGAGAGAGUUAAAUUAGUUUUUGAAGAAUCAUUUCUACAGAAAGGCGAUGAGAGUUGUCUCAACCGAGCUGAUACUAUUAAGGUUUUUGAUGGAAAAGUUGCAAGUGCUCCUGUCAUUGCGAUUCUCUGCAAUGAAGUUGUGGGAUAUGAAAUCUUAUCAACAGGUCACGAUGUCCUCGUGGAGUUCAUUGCCAGAUCAAAAGUCGCAGGGCAAGGUUUUAAAGCUAAAUAUCAGUUCCAAGAAGAUGACGACUCUGUCGAAGGAGCUAUUACAAUAGAUGGAACAUCUAUCGGACCCGCAGUAAGAGCAGCCACCUCAUCCUGUGAUCAAAUAUUCAGAUCUCACAAAAGUAAUUCCGGGAAGCUCAUGUCACCGUUGUAUCCUUCACCAUAUCCGCCGAACACACAUUGUCAUUAUAAUUUCGUAGCUCGUGGGCGACAGAGAGUUAGACUAGUUUUCGAAGACUUCAGCUUGCAGAGAAUAACUGGUAAUAUUAUUGAUUGUGAGAGCAUGGAUUCGCUAGACGUGUUUCUCAACGUUGAUGGCAGAUUAGAGAAAAUGGGUUCAUUUUGCGGCGGCGAAGUUCCGAAGGCAAUAAUGUCGAACGGACCAAAAUUAGCAGUAGAAUUUAGAGGUGCUUACUCAUCCAGACAAAGUAGAGGAUUUAAGAUAUCAUAUUAUUUCGUUGAAGAUUACGGCAUCACAGGUGGAAAGCAAUUGAUGGAAUUUCCCUGCGCAUUUGUUUAUAACAGUAGUGUCCGGGCUAGAGGUGUGGUGGUAUCACCCAACCACCCGGGCCUCUACCCACGGGAUACGGAAUGCAAUUACUUCUUCCAUGCCAAAAAAGGUCAAAAAGUUCACUUACACUUCACACACUUUGAUGUUGAAGGAGUUCAUCCUUGUGAAUCAGUAUCGGCGAGUGACUAUGUUGAAUUUUCAAAUGAAAUAAAAAGUACAAGGACGUCGCGACAUUGCGGACAAUUAAAGGACUUAAAAAUUGUGUCUAGUAAAGACUUCUUCAGAAUAACGUUUAGAUCAAACGACAGAUUAGAUGGGACUGGAUUUAAAGCAAAUUAUAUUUUUCUAAAGGAUUCAGAAAUGAACAUAAUCAAGAUGGCAGCGAGUGCUUGUGAUUGGAGUCAAAUAUUCAGUUUGACAAUUUGGCUCUUAAUAUUGAUACGUCACUUAAUCUUCUGAGAAUUAAUAAUAAUAAUGUAUUAAGUUAAAAGAUAAAUAAAUUAUUAUUGUUGGUAAAAA